Molecule: messenger RNA, 676 nt
Organism: Drosophila montana
Lineage: Eukaryota; Metazoa; Arthropoda; Insecta; Diptera; Drosophilidae
Gene: mRpL49
Product: mitochondrial ribosomal protein L49
Exons: 2
Coding region: 83-622 (179 amino acids)
Biological process (GO): translation
Cellular component (GO): ribosome; mitochondrial large ribosomal subunit
Molecular function (GO): structural constituent of ribosome
Source: RefSeq, a predicted model, not a curated record
GUUCAUCACACUGUGGCUCACUCGGCGCAUAUGUAACAGAAUUUUGUGUUUUUUUUGCUGGAAAUCAAUUUAACUGAAAACUAUGGCAGCCAGCGCAAAAGUAAUGCUCAACGGCCUGCUGCAGCACAGACUGACACAGCUGGUGCGCUCGCUGCACACACAACCCGCCAGUUUGUCCAGUUUCCGCUCGUCCCGCGAGUUGCAGCCGCUCGAACAGUAUCCAGAGGUUGAGGUCCUGCACAAUCCGCCCGAAUGGAAGUUUGUGGAGCGCCUGCUGCCCCCAACCACAGUGCCACAGCCAAUUGCCAAGCCGGCCUACCCCUCCGGCUGGCAGCCCCCAAAGUCCGACGGCCAGGCCAGCGGCUAUUUCGUUGCCCGCACCAAGAACCACAUGGUGCCCGUCUAUCUGCAUACACGCUUCCGCGGCCAGCGUCGCCUCACCGUGGUGCGGCGCGUCCAGGGCGACAUCUGGGCCCUGGAGCGCGAACUGCGCACCAUUGUGGAGCGCGCCCGCAAUGGGAAACUGUGCGCCACGCGCGUCAACGAGCUGAGCGGCCAGAUACACAUCCACGGCGACUAUGUGGACCUGCUGCGGGAGCAUCUCAAGACGUUGGGAUUUUAGUUUAAACCAUUUGAUUGCUUGCAAAUUACUGUCAAUAAACAUAAUUCAUAUAAA